ACGAAGAAAGGCGUAGCUCAGAAUUGUUUGUUUUCAGUCGCCAUUUUCAAAUCGCAAACCUGCUGACAAAGAUCGAUUUGGAGUGAAGCAUUUUUUUCAUAAACAUUUUCUAGAGACUAUUCUACGGCCGAUUUGUUUAAAAUUGUGUUGUAAUAUCCACAAACGAAGUGACAGUGCAGCCAUGCUUUGGGAAAAAGAUGACGAAGUUAAAAAGUCAAAAUUCGAAGAAUUGAAUGACGAUUGUUGCUACGAGAUUCUUCGCAAACUGCCAUUGGAUGACUUGUGCGCUCUCAGUUGCACGUGUGUUCGAUUGCACAAUUUGUGCUCGAAGCAAUUCCAAAAAGAGUAUCCAUCGAAGGUAAUGCGCAUCGAAGGAACUUACUUUGAUGGCAAACUGAUAAAGCAACCAAACGAAGAGAAGUACAUCUCGUGCUUCGACAAAAGCAUCCGAAAUCUUGUACUGCUGUGUAGUAGUGCAAAUGAUUUAGCCGCAGUGAGCGCGUUUUAUAGACAAAAUGAAGAAGUAAGUGGUGUUGUUAAGGAAAUUCGCUUCCUACAUUGGCGCGAAGUUAUUCGUCGUUCUAGAUUUCAAAUGAAAGAUGCCGGAGAGGUGCUAUCCGAUGUGUUGAAAUCCGUCGAGACUAUUAUUUUUGAUGAUGUUGUUGUUUGGACCGAUGAUAGUUGGGACGAAAAUAUUUUUCGCCAUACACCAAAUCUGAAGCGCUUGACAAUUCGUAACGGCCAGUUGACUACCGUUCGUCCAAUUAAAUGGUUGCAAAAACCAUAUCCGAAGCUUGAGAGUCUUGAAUGGUAUGGAUUUGAGGUUCCAGAUGCAGAGGAAUUAAAAUCGUUUCUUGCACUCAACCCAAACGUACAACGUAUUUCACUCUCCUCGAUGGACGAAGGAGACAUCAGCAAAUUUAUAGAACUGGAUGUGAAGAUAGACGAGCUGUUCUUCUCUUCCCUUGGUGAUGAUGCUUCAAACCUGAACACUUUGAAGGGCUUGUGUGAUGUCCAAAAUGUUAAAUUGCAUUUAGGGAUAUUUUCCAUUAGAUAUCAAGACACCGAUUUGAUCUCACAAUUAGAAUCACUCCAGCCACACUUGGUAGGUCUUUAUAUGAUGUAUACCAUUGAAGAACAGGUGGUCAGCACAAUGGAUACGUUUGAACACUUGCAGUGCUUGAGGAUCAAAGUGACACGUUUACCGAAGAAUUACAAGGCGCUGAUGGCAAAAAUGCCCAACUUGCGUGAGAUGUUUUUGGACCAAAUUACCAAGGAAUGCCAAUUCAAAACAGUCCGUGGAAUGAUUUUGGCAGCUGUUGGUCAGUUAACGAAGCUAACGAAACUGUAUCUGAGAGGGAGCUGGAAGACCCUGAAGAAAAUGGAUUUCGCUGCAGUUCACCAGGAGCGAACAAAGCUUAAAGGCGCAAAAUUUUUGGAAAUAUUCAUUGAAUUGUUGCAUCAUCUCGACGUUUUUCCGCUUGAACGAACCAGCCGAUAUUUUGACUGCAUGGCAAUAUAUCCGACUGCAAGUGAGCCACCCAACAAUCCAUUCUUCUUCGAUAUAUACAAGCUUCUUGCGGCGAAAAACGACUCAGGUGGUUAUGAAUGGGAACGUGUCUAG
This is a messenger RNA of Sitodiplosis mosellana (orange wheat blossom midge), 1624 nucleotides long. RefSeq lists its product as uncharacterized. The transcript is spliced from 2 exons. The record is from RefSeq and is a predicted model, not a curated record. Lineage: Eukaryota; Metazoa; Arthropoda; Insecta; Diptera; Cecidomyiidae. Gene Ontology annotation, molecular function: protein binding. The coding region runs from base 182 to 1624 and encodes 480 amino acids.